Suillus plorans is the source of this 495-nucleotide messenger RNA. RefSeq lists its product as uncharacterized. The coding region runs from base 1 to 495 and encodes 164 amino acids. The record is from RefSeq and is a predicted model, not a curated record. NCBI's taxonomy places the organism in Eukaryota, Fungi, Basidiomycota, Agaricomycetes, Boletales, Suillaceae. The transcript is spliced from 2 exons.
AUGCUUGCGAGCUGGCAGCUGGCCCUUUGGGAUGACAACCGCCUCUUCCGCGAAUUCUCUACACAUCCUGUGUGCGGUGGCUCCGAUGUCAUGGCACAUUGCCGCUUAGUCGCCCAUUACCAAUACUGUUGGUGGAAGGACCGAUUUGAUAUCCUUCCCUUUGAGAUGCUGGAUCGCGUCCAGUUACAGGAUGUCAUGGAACUCACUCUUGAGCAUUUUCAGCAGCUGCCUGCGGGACAUCUUCUUCUGCCCGACAUGCGCACGCACAAGGCCAAUCCAGAUCCAUUGCUGUCAAACCUUUGGGUGAUCAAAGAUGAUCUUGAACAGCUAGGCACCAAGCUCAACUAUUGGCUAUCCGCGAAGAUGAAAGAUGGAAGUGCUGCCCUGGAGGCCAUGACUACCCUUGAAGGUCCUGUGGAUGAUCUUCAUGAUGCUAUGGCCACCGCACAACAACUUCUUGACAGAAGUGAAGAUAAGCAGCAGGAUUAUGACUAG